Lasiosphaeria miniovina is the source of this 2070-nucleotide messenger RNA. RefSeq names its product heterokaryon incompatibility protein-domain-containing protein. The coding region runs from base 1 to 2070 and encodes 689 amino acids. The record is from RefSeq and is a predicted model, not a curated record. The transcript is spliced from 3 exons. NCBI's taxonomy places the organism in Eukaryota, Fungi, Ascomycota, Sordariomycetes, Sordariales, Lasiosphaeriaceae.
AUGUCCACCCUGUCUGGCUCUGUGUCCUUCUGCGUGAUCUGCGCCAAGACGCUGCUGCUCUUUGACGGCAUGCAGAAACACGUCUCGUUCGAGGAGACGCUGCGAACGUCGCUGCUCGCGGAUUGGCGUCUGACGUGGAAGUUCGAAACCCCAGCGACCGUGUCCUGGCACCAGUUCAGCAAGCAGGCGGCCAGAGUUGCGCUCAUGGUGAAGCACAAACGGGGAUACAGUUGGGGAAUUGGGAGCUUUAUGCUGCAUCCCGACCCGCGUGUUGCGCUGCCCGGCGUCGCGGAGUCUGAGCGGAAAAGCCUCCCAGAGGAUUACGGCACUGUUCUCGAAACCAUGGCCAAGGUUGCCUCGUGGAUGCAGGAGUGCUUCUCGACACACAAGAAAUGCCAACAGCUGUUCGGGAAAGACGGUCCGGGCCUGCCUGUCGCCCAUUGGUUCCCGGACCGCCUCAUCCGAAUCACCAGAACUGAGAGCUCGGGAUCGGCUUGGCUCAACACCCGCCUUGUGCUCAAAUCCGACUUGACCGACUUCCCGGCUGAUACUUCCCAAGAGGGUGUGCAAUACUUGUCCUUCUCCCAUUGCUGGGGCCCAGAGCCGAAAGGAGGUCGCGGCGGUAGUGUGCUCACUCAAGUCACCAUUAAUGACUGGCACAAGGAACUGCCGUUGGACAGGAUGCCUCUGGCCUUCCGACACGCUGUCAGGGUGUGCGCGUCGCUGGGGUUCGACCACAUCUGGAUCGACAGCCUAUGCAUCCUACAGGACAGCGUGCGAGACUGGCAAGAGCAGAGCGCCGUCAUGGCCGACGUCUACAAAUUCGCGUGGCUGAACAUUGCUGCCCUGUCGACGGGGUCCGACUACGAAGGGUUCAUCAACGAGGCCCGCGAGCCACGCGCCAUCUUCGGCUUUCGGGCUCCGUUGGCGCCCAUCCUUGGCGUCGCAAAUGGAGCCUUCCAAGGACGCGCUUGUGCACUUUUGGAUGGGAAUGUAACGCUGCUCUGGGACAUACAGCGUGAUCUUCCCGGAGGUGGCGACUGGUUGGCGCCGCUGUUUACUCGCGCGUGGGUGUACCAAGAGCGAAGCCUGGCUCGCCGUACCCUUGCCUUUGCCACCCACGGCGUGUUCUUUGCCUGCGAUGAGGCUAGCUACGGGGAAAACCUCAAUGGCAUGGAUGGUGUCAGCACCAGGGGCUUCGGCUCGCGACAUCUUCUGCACUCUGUGACCGACAAGGCGGCGGCGCUAGCUGCCGAGGCUGUUGCCGCCGGGAACGUUCCGUCGCCUGAGCGACUGCAACAGGAAGCCCUCAAUCUUUUCAAGCGCUUUGGCAGCACCUGGAACGGUGCCGUGUCAGACUACACGAAAUGCAAGCUCACCAAAGACACAGACCGGCUGGUAGCCAUCUCUUCGAUCGCACGAGAGCUGGCCAACUCGAGAAUUCUGGGACAGAAGCGCUACCUCGCCGGCCUAUGGGACAUAAACCUAAUCUAUCAGCUAGGGUGGAUGGCAAACGGACGGGACAGUCCGGGACGCCGGAAACACGUAGGCGCCGAAGGAUAUGUGGCGCCAAGUUGGAGCUGGGCGAGUGUUGAGGUACCCGUGACAACUUGUGGCGCCUUUUACCCUGACCCGCUCGAAGUGCGGGCUCUCACCGACGUAAGAGCCGCAGAUGUCGAGCUGGCGACCGAGUUUCCCUUUGGCCCUGUCAGUGCUGGGUGGGUCCGACUCCGGGGGUGUCCAAAGGCUAUCUCGGGUUCAUUUACCAAGCCAAACUACGACUACGAAGGCAGCUCAGGCUACGAGAUGGUCGCGUCCCGUGCCGGGCUGAGCAAGGUGGUCUGGGUGCCACACAUGCUCACCGCGCACUCCAGUAUGGUGUCUUGCAGCGCCCUCGUCUUCGCCGAAGUGACGCCCGGCGAAGAAUCCGGGUGCGGCGGCACCUUUGUCAAGCCAGGUGAGAAGGUGUACAGGAGACUCGGAACAGGCAACUUUGGUCGGAUACCAAGCUUGUUUCGGAACGACAAGCUCGUCAUGGCCUUGGGGACAUUUCCCGAUGCCCCGAGAUGA